ACUAUGAUUGCACGAUAGAAGCAUACCUACCUAAUCAAAGACAGAAGUAUGAUAGAAGUUUGCUGUUAAUAAUACAGUCAUGGCUAGGAGACCUUAAAAUUUAUGGCCAUGUGAUUGAGAUUUCUGUCAUUUUUUGAGCAAAAAUUCCGUUCUCCAUUAUUAGAAAUAACUAAAGUUUGACGUGGAAGUGAAUGACAGUAAUCCGUGGCAAGUCUCAUAAAAAAAUGUGGAAACUUUUAUCAAAAAUCCAGAAUAUGUGUUGAUAAUGGGAAACUUUGGUGCUAAAAACUUAUCCACGUCGCUAUUCCACUGCACGCUGUGGAAGUCGGACACCAGCCCGGCGUGCCGCGCCGUCAUGAUGGGCCUCGAUGCUAUGAACGUCACCCUCACAGAAGUCGAUGUCAACAUGGACAAGGCUGAGCAUCAGGCUCCCGAUCUUAUUGCAAUGAAUCCACGUCAAACUUUACCGAUUUUGAAGGACGGAGAGUUUAUAUUAUGCGAUAGUCACGCUAUAAACACUUACAUAGCUUCACGUUAUUGCGAUUGUGAAAAAUUACUACCCACUAAUCCAGCCGGUCGCGCGAUAGUUGACCAACUGUUGCACUAUGAUAGCGGGAUACUUUAUCCACAUUAUCGCUCUUGUGCUUACCCAAUUUUAUACGAAAACAGCCGAUUCGUAAUGCACCAGCAAAUAAAAGAGGUAGAAAAUGCGUAUCGAGAGCUGGAGACGAUGCUGAAAGGCCGUUCGUGGUUCAGUGGUGCCAACAUGACCCUUGGGGAUAUCGCUAUCAUGGCUACCGUCAGCACACUGCACGUUUUAAUACCGGUGGAUAAAAACAAGUUUCCUGUUUUAUUAAGCUGGAUGUUCCGAAUGUCUAAAGAACCUUUUUACACGACAGGAAAUCUCAAAGGGCUUAAUGAAUUCACUAAAAGAAUUGAUACUGGUAAUGUACUUGACUCAAAAGAAAAUAAACGCCCGCGAUCUUCACUGACGAGACGAUCAACAGGUGGCAAGUUGGCUGAAACGUAGGUAAUACUUUCAAAUCAUUCAUCUACUUAAUUUCCUAUCUUAUUUUAUGUUUAAAAUAAAAUAUUUUGUGGACUA
Messenger RNA from Maniola jurtina (meadow brown), 1105 nucleotides. RefSeq names its product glutathione S-transferase 1-like. Gene Ontology annotation, biological process: glutathione metabolic process. The coding region runs from base 266 to 1030 and encodes 254 amino acids. The transcript has 7 exons. Gene Ontology annotation, molecular function: glutathione transferase activity. NCBI's taxonomy places the organism in Eukaryota, Metazoa, Arthropoda, Insecta, Lepidoptera, Nymphalidae. The record is from RefSeq and is a predicted model, not a curated record.